GCCCGGGAGUCACUACUCGGGGCGCGGCGGGAAAACAUCUCCCGCGCCACUCUUAUUUCUUCUUUCCUUCCCGACGCUGUCGAAAAAAAAAAUAUUCCAAACUGACGGCAACGUAGUAAUUCCACCAUGGAGGACGCUCACUCGAAAUCCGUGGAAGAAGUCCUAGGGUACUUCGGUACCGACCCAGACAAAGGCCUUAGUCCAGAUCAAGUCAAGCGGAAUCAGGAUAAAUAUGGGCCAAAUGAACUGCCUGCGGAGGAGGGCAAAAGUAUAUGGCAGUUAGUCCUGGAACAAUUCGAUGACCUUUUAGUAAAGAUUUUGCUGUUAGCCGCUAUUAUUUCAUUCGUUUUAGCUUUAUUUGAAGAACACGAAGACGCAUUCUCCGCCUUCGUAGAGCCUUUUGUUAUUUUACUUAUUCUAAUUGCUAACGCUGUAGUAGGAGUAUGGCAGGAAAGAAAUGCCGAAUCCGCCAUCGAAGCUUUAAAAGAAUACGAACCCGAAAUGGGUAAAGUAGUCAGAGGAGACAAAUCCGGUGUACAGAAAAUCCGAGCCAAAGAAAUCGUACCCGGUGAUGUCGUUGAGGUGUCAGUCGGUGACAAAAUCCCCGCUGACAUCCGUCUUAUUAAGAUUUACUCGACCACCAUCCGUAUUGAUCAGUCCAUCCUGACCGGAGAAUCUGUCUCCGUCAUCAAGCACACCGAUGCCAUUCCCGACCCCCGCGCCGUCAACCAGGACAAAAAGAACAUUCUCUUCUCCGGUACCAAUGUCGCCGCUGGUAAAGCCCGUGGUGUGGUCAUCGGCACUGGUCUCAACACUGCGAUCGGUAAAAUCCGUACAGAAAUGUCCGAAACUGAGGAAAUUAAGACACCCCUGCAGCAAAAACUGGACGAAUUCGGUGAACAGUUGUCUAAAGUCAUCUCAGUUAUUUGCGUUGCCGUAUGGGCCAUCAACAUCGGUCACUUCAACGACCCCGCUCACGGUGGAAGCUGGAUCAAGGGCGCCGUCUACUACUUCAAGAUUGCCGUCGCUUUGGCUGUCGCCGCUAUCCCCGAAGGUCUGCCCGCUGUCAUCACCACUUGUCUCGCUCUUGGUACCAGGCGUAUGGCUAAGAAGAACGCUAUCGUGAGGUCACUGCCCUCUGUGGAGACCCUUGGUUGCACAUCUGUCAUCUGCUCUGACAAGACCGGUACUCUUACUACUAACCAGAUGUCUGUUUCCCGUAUGUUUAUCUUUGACAAGAUCGAAGGUAGCGACAGCAGCUUCCUUGAAUUCGAAAUCACUGGUUCCACCUACGAGCCUAUUGGUGAUGUUUACCUUAAGGGUCAGAAGAUCAAGGCUGCUGAGUUCGACACUCUUCAGGAAUUGGGCACCAUUUGCGUUAUGUGCAAUGACUCCGCUAUUGACUUCAACGAAUUCAAACAAGCAUUCGAAAAGGUUGGUGAAGCCACCGAAACUGCCCUUAUCGUACUCGCUGAGAAAAUGAACCCCUUCAACGUCCCCAAGACUGGACUGGACCGCCGCUCUUCCGCUAUUGUUGUACGUCAAGAAAUUGAAACUAAAUGGAAGAAAGAGUUCACUCUUGAGUUCUCCCGUGACAGGAAAUCUAUGUCCACUUACUGCACACCUCUUAAGCCUUCUCGUCUUGGCACUGGACCCAAACUGUUCGUUAAGGGUGCACCUGAGGGUGUGCUUGACCGUUGCACGCACGCACGUGUUGGAACUACUAAGGUUCCUCUGAACUCUACCCUCAAGAACCGCAUCCUGGACCUCACCCGCCAGUACGGUACUGGUCGUGACACACUCCGUUGCUUGGCCCUUGCUACUGCUGACAGCCCACUGAAGCCUGAUGAGAUGGAUCUCGGAGACUCCACCAAAUUCUACACAUAUGAAGUCAACCUUACAUUCGUUGGUGUAGUAGGCAUGUUAGACCCUCCUCGUAAAGAAGUAUUCGACUCCAUUGUCCGCUGCCGUGCUGCUGGUAUCAGAGUUAUCGUCAUCACUGGUGACAACAAAGCCACCGCAGAAGCUAUUUGCAGGCGUAUUGGAGUAUUCACUGAAGACGAAGACACCACUGGCAAAUCUUACUCUGGUCGUGAAUUCGAUGACUUGCCCGUAUCUGAGCAGCGCGCCGCCUGUGCAAAGGCUCGCUUGUUCUCCCGUGUGGAGCCCGCUCACAAGUCCAAAAUCGUUGAGUUCCUGCAGAGCAUGAACGAAAUCUCCGCUAUGACUGGUGAUGGUGUGAACGACGCCCCCGCUCUCAAGAAGGCUGAAAUCGGUAUUGCUAUGGGAUCUGGUACCGCCGUCGCUAAGUCUGCCGCUGAGAUGGUGUUGGCUGACGACAACUUCUCUUCCAUCGUCGCCGCUGUUGAAGAAGGUCGUGCCAUCUACAACAACAUGAAGCAGUUCAUCCGUUAUUUGAUCUCCUCCAACAUUGGUGAAGUCGUAUCCAUCUUCUUGACUGCUGCUCUGGGUCUCCCUGAAGCUUUGAUCCCUGUCCAACUGUUGUGGGUCAACCUUGUCACUGAUGGUCUGCCCGCCACUGCUCUUGGUUUCAACCCACCUGAUCUCGACAUCAUGGACAAACCACCCCGUAAGGCUGAUGAAGGUCUGAUCUCUGGAUGGCUGUUCUUCAGGUACAUGGCUAUCGGUGGCUACGUCGGUGCCGCUACCGUCGGUGCUGCCUCCUGGUGGUUCAUGUAUUCUCCUUACGGACCACAAAUGACCUACUGGCAGCUUACCCACCACUUACAGUGCCUCAGUGGAGGUGAUGACUUCAAGGGCAUCGACUGCAAGAUUUUCACUGACCCUCACCCUAUGACCAUGGCCUUGUCUGUAUUAGUAACAAUUGAAAUGUUGAACGCCAUGAACAGUUUGUCUGAGAACCAGUCGCUCGUGACCAUGCCACCCUGGUCCAACAUGUGGCUGGUCGGCUCCAUGGCUCUCUCCUUCACCCUUCAUUUCGUCAUCCUGUACGUCGAGGUGCUGUCGGCCGUGUUCCAAGUGACGCCGCUGUCCGUCGACGAGUGGCUGACGGUGAUGAAGUUCUCGGUGCCUGUGGUGCUGCUGGACGAGGUUCUGAAGUUCGUGGCGCGCAAGAUCUCCGACGGUGAGAAGCGUUCGCAGCUGAUGCACUGGCUGGACGGCAUGCAAUGGAUUGUGCUCAUGUGGGCCGUGUUCUUUGGCAUCAUCAUCUACGGCCCCCUAUAAGCGGCCCCGUGUGCCGUGCCACCACCCCGUUUGAUUCACAUCUAAUACCUUCCUACCGAUUUCUGCGCCACCCACCUGUUCGAUUCAUGUUACACUUUACGUUUUCUAUUCUCAUGAUAAGUUAUUUCUGGUGUGGGUAGCGCAUGGAAUUUAACUGUGGAAACCGAUAGACUUUGAGCUGCGCUCACCACAGUUUCAGUCAUCUAACAGUUUGGAAUGCUAAUUCUGGCGCACAUGGUGUGAAGUGAUGCCCCUAGUGCCCCCAGUGCCCCAGUGCACGUCCCCGGCCCGGUGUUGGACAGCCAGGACUGCGAUGUGAGUGACAGUGAGGAGUGCCGUGCCGCCGGACUAGCGAUCUAAGUGUGUAGUUGUCUGUACUGCUUAGGAGUAGAUCUAACAGAGCCGUGGCAGCGCACUGCGCCCCGCUCUAGUGAUUAUGCAUUUUGUAUGUGCGAGACAAUAAAUUUAUUGGAGCUCAUUUUUUUACAAAUUCGUGAGUUCAACUUUCUUCCUUUUACUGAGUACAUAUACAUAAUAUUAUACACUUAUUUGAUGUGAAGAGGCUGUGAAGACCUUCAUUUUUAUAAAUGCUAACAAAUGAAACACCAAAAAUUGGUUUUAUUGAAAGUAUUUAUAAGUUAGAUUAAUUGCAUUUGAUACAUUUUGUAUACAGUAGCACGGAAAGCUCCGCAUUCAAAUAUUAUUAUAAUGAACUCGCACAUAGCUCAGUACCUUGUCCAAUUGGACAGCAGACAUGUUAUAAAACAUACUAUUAAUUGAUAGUAAUGUGCAUUGUUAGCUUAGUGUAAUUUAUCAUAAGUGUAUUAUUAGGGACGUGGUUACAAUUAUUCUUUCAGCAUAGGUAGUAAUCAAAAGAAUGUCUUUCUCCUCUGUCCUUUCACUGUGGUCACUUCUUAACAUUCCUAUAUGCAUUUCGUUUUUCUUAUAUCAAACCUUGUUUGGUAAUCAGAAGCGCUCUUAUUAUUAAUCUAAGCUAAUAUUAAUUAACAAAUUUUUAUGAAUGUGUCCCUAGGCUGAACUAACCUUAUGCCUAAGUGUGAAUGUGGCAGGCUAUAUAGACUGGCAUGUAACUACACAGCAGUAGUAUGCAGCAGCUAGCCGCAGGCGACAGUAGCUAGUGCCAGCGUAUACAGUGUGCCACAUGCACCCUUCCUAGCUCAAGUAAAUAUGUCUUCAACUGUUUACUUGGGCUACAUGUGACCUUCAUGUAUUACAUCGAAACAAUAUCAUGUCAAGCCUUGUUUCAAUAUAAUUAUUACAAACUAUUAACAUUUUUGUACUGUGUAAAUUGUAUGUUUUUUACAUUAUUUACGACACAAUAAUUUAUUGAAAAAAGCAAUAUAGUCUUAUGUAUGUACGAAUUAAAUGAUCCCAUGUACGAGUAUAGCACUUCUAUUUAUAUAUUCAUUACUUGAUGUAAUUUUUGUUGUCUCCUAUUUAUUAAAAUAACCAUUUAUAUCAAUUAUAUUUUACCAUUGAGACAUAAUAUUACUUUUUAAGUUUAUCAAACCUGAUCCGAAAUUUAAGAAUGUAGUGUGGUACAAGGUCAGUACUUGCAUAUGUGUUUUUUUUUUUACUAUACCUAUUUAAUUAAAAAUAAUAAAAAUUGCAUGUAAACAUUGCAUGGUUUAUGACUUAUAAAAGAGUGCAGUGAGUUUUUUUAUAUAAUGCAUUAACAAUACAUUAUAUUUAUAGUAUAGUAUUAUAAAUAAUGUGUACCUAUGCCGAAUCUAAAACAAUCGAUCCACGAUUGAAAGGAUGCAACCGUCGAAAGUUUGUAUUUAUUUAAUGUGUCUUUUCUAUAUGCAUACACAUUACCUGUCGAUCAAUAUCACCAACACAGCACAUUGACGUGCCAGCAAAGUAAUAGAUAUAUCUUGAAACUACCUAUUGCCUUCUUUGACUACCUACCGUAUGUUUAUCCCACUUUUACACUGCACAAUUAAAGGGCAUGCUCAAAAACCUUUGUUGUGAAUGUCCCCUGAACUCCUGGAACUUGUUGCGUUUAUCAGAUUAACUUAUUGAAAUGUACAGUCGUUUAUACAUUUUACAUAUUAAAAUAGUCAACAAUAUUAAUGUUUGAAUUAUUUCCCUUCACACUCCAGUAGUGACACUACAUGACACACCCUUGAUAUGAAAUGUAUACCACCCUAUGUAUUUAUACUCCAUUUCCUUAGCAUACAAAUAAUUUUUAUCGCUAUUCUAUUCCUAGCUAACAAUUUGACAAAACAAGUUUUGCAACCUGAACUUUAAUCUAUAAUUCCGUUGCAAAUAGUGCUUCAGCAGUAACAUGAUAUUGAUGUUACAGUUGGAACACCAUUUACAACUUCAUUCGUAACCAAACAGAUGUAUUAUUAUAUCGUCACGAAAUUCAUUAAAGAAUGGUUACAAACUUACAAUAAACUACAAAACAAUUAUUUGUAAAUUGCAAAACUUGGUUGAUGGUAACGCCACGGCAGGAACAGUCCGUGGCAUGUUCCGCGCACGAUCCCCGCAUGCUCUAACGUGGUGUUGUCCUUGUGUCCCCAGCCCAGCCGACGUGGAAGCUGUAAGCGCCGGAACGCCGUCGCAGCGCCACUGCACGCACAUAUUCCAUGAACACUCAUUGUUUGUUGUGAUCCCGCAGUGAAACUACACAUUUAAUGUAACUACGACACGGUUGUGAUAUCUGCAUAAGACCUAGUAAGUUCGGACGGCAGCCCCCGCUCGAGCGCACACAACACUAACACUCUCGUUGUUUUGCAGCGAACGAGGUGGUCAUUGACAAGUGGUAAACGCCACCGAAUCAUAGUUCCUCACCCGCUUCUCUCAGCUACUUCUACCGCUCUCGUCUCCCGAUGUAAUGUUAAUUGGCUUUAGAUGUGUGCGAAUUAUAAAAUGCGUCACGUAAGACUACGAUUAGGCUAGGCUAGAUAGGCCAGGGCCAGCGGUGGAGGAGAGGCGCGAGUGGUGGAUGCGGCGACGAGGCGGGCCGGGGCGCCGCCCCCGUCCACCUGCUCACCUGCGCUAGUUCACCAGAGGGGACAUAAUGUUGUUCAUAAUGUGUAUAUACUACAGUAUGCUUAGGAGGUUUAAUCAAUUUGUUAUAUUACGUUGUUCUAAUUAAAGACUACAUGGUGCCCGUCGACAAAAGCAGUGCGAUAGACGAUGUGUACUUAAGUUGAGAGCACUCAUUAAUUUAUUGUUAUAUUUUUAUUAUCUUAUAAUCUAGUUUGCUUAUCUAGAGUCGAGUCAUUUCUAUUAGUGCUGACGCCUCGACGAGCAAUAUGGUGUCUGCAAGGGAAGGAUAAUUACAUGAUUGUCCAGUGUUUGGGACCUGAGUCCAAAAGUUUAAACAUACCUGUACAUUUUAAUGUAUUAUUGUUUUGUACAAUAAAUCGUUAUAAACGACAA
Molecule: messenger RNA, 6621 nt
Organism: Spodoptera exigua (beet armyworm)
Lineage: Eukaryota; Metazoa; Arthropoda; Insecta; Lepidoptera; Noctuidae
Source: the annotation of a GenBank genome assembly